AGGUGGCAUUCAAGUCCUGAAAAACUCUGCUUGGGGACGCUUAAAGAAGAAAAAAAAAUCAGAUUCAGUUACCCUCUACACUGCCGACUAUAUUUAAUUUCCCUGCUUUGGUUCUGUUAACUUCCACUGCUAUAAUACCCUUUCUCCAUAUCUCUCAUCCUUUAAGGAUUUGAAAAAUUCACCCUUCUUUCUUUGAGGAAAAAGAAAAAGAAAAUGAGCAGCCCUCCCAAGUAUGUUUGCUGCCACAGAAAUAGACAUCUUAUUAUUUCCUUGCUGUUUCUGCUGGUUUCAAGCUUCACCCAAGUUACAUUCAUGGCUGCAGAAGGAAGGUCUCUUUCCAGGUUGCUCGAGGUUGCCCAGAAAGGAUUUGAAAAAGAGAAGCAAUUGGUGAUGAGAAGUCUGAUAGGGUCAAGGCCACCGAGGUGUGAGAGAAGGUGCAGUUCUUGCCCCAACUGUGAGGCAAUACAAGUUCCUGUCACAACACUAUCCAAAAACAGGAGAACCCGCCAAUUCUCGGCUGCGUUCUUCUCGAUUUCUUACACUAGAGGCAAUGAUAUCUCAAACUACAAGCCCAUAAGUUGGAAAUGCAAGUGUGGCAACCUGGUUUACGACCCUUGAUUGAAGUAAA
Messenger RNA from Hibiscus syriacus, 628 nucleotides. Its product is annotated as EPIDERMAL PATTERNING FACTOR-like protein 2. The transcript has 3 exons. The record is from RefSeq and is a predicted model, not a curated record. Bases 214 to 618 code for a protein of 134 amino acids. Gene Ontology annotation, biological process: guard cell differentiation; stomatal complex development. Lineage: Eukaryota; Viridiplantae; Streptophyta; Magnoliopsida; Malvales; Malvaceae.